AUGGGGCAGGGUGGACCCCAGAGAGAAGGCUUAAACCAGCUCCAGGAGCAUCCAAAAUACUGUCACCCCAGUGACUGUUGGUUCAAUAGCUUCAACAAUGACAUCAUGUUGCUUCACCUCAAAUACCCUCUGGAGAUCUCAAAUGGAGUGGAAAUCAUACCACUGCCAACCACGGGGCCACGAACAGGAAGCUCGUGUAUUCUAUCAUCUUGGGAUGCAUUCAAGCCACCAAGAGAACCAAAUCCACUCACCUGCGCAAAAUUCAAAAUCCUGCCUGACGAGGAAUGCAAAAAACCUGAACGUGUAACAGAGACCAUGUUCUGUGCUGCAGAUGAAGAUUACGAUCAAGAACACAGCUGCUGGGACAUCGACCUCAUGUUCCUCACUAGUCUCUAA
Molecule: messenger RNA, 396 nt
Organism: Elephantulus edwardii (Cape elephant shrew)
Lineage: Eukaryota; Metazoa; Chordata; Mammalia; Macroscelidea; Macroscelididae
Product: prostatic glandular kallikrein-6-like
Exons: 4
Coding region: 1-396 (131 amino acids)
Biological process (GO): proteolysis
Molecular function (GO): serine-type endopeptidase activity
Source: RefSeq, a predicted model, not a curated record